Molecule: messenger RNA, 2350 nt
Organism: Anguilla anguilla (European eel)
Lineage: Eukaryota; Metazoa; Chordata; Actinopteri; Anguilliformes; Anguillidae
Gene: mettl22
Product: methyltransferase like 22
Exons: 12
Coding region: 175-1338 (387 amino acids)
Biological process (GO): protein methylation
Cellular component (GO): nucleus
Molecular function (GO): protein methyltransferase activity
Source: RefSeq, a predicted model, not a curated record
UUUCAGGCAUCGUAUUCGUCAGAAACUGCACGUUUGCUCGCAGCCGAUGAGGGACUUAGCCGUACAACUGACUCUCACCUGCGUUGAAGAACUAAAGAGAUGUGACGUUCAGGGUCGACUGAUCACAAUGACUGCUUCUUGCAUCCCCCCGCUGCUUGACAUGUGAGGCUGGACAUGGACCAGGUGACCUUCUGCAGUGACACGGUGCUCUCGGACGUCCACCUGCUGCACCCGAACGCCCGUCACCUCAUGACCCGCCUCAAUGCCGUGGGCCAGCCAGUUUUCAUUUCACGGUUUAAGAUCCUGUGGGACUGUGAGAAAGAAGACGACGCCGGUGACGGUGGCUCUGUGGUGGACGCCUCUGAGGACACUGGUGGUGUGAGAGGAGGAGGAGAGGAUGAGGAGCGAGUGAUGAGGGAGGAGUGCGGGGGUGGGGCCAGCGCUUUCUUGGAUGAGGACGGAGAUCUGGACGUGGCGCGGAGACCCCAAGACCCCGCCUCCGUGGAACAGGGCGUGGCCAGGCGCGAUGCCAUCUGUCCCAUCAUCCUGACCCAGGGAGGGGGGGCACCCGCUGACGCCAAGGAGGAGGAGGAGAGGCCCGGGGAGGAAGAGGAGCUCAGCAGAGAUGUGCUUACGAUUGAACAUACAAUGGCUACACCCUUAGAAGAUGUUGGGAAACAGGUCUGGCGUGGUGCUUUCCUGCUGGCUGAUUUCAUUCUCUCUCAGCCAAUGCUGUUCCAGGGAGCCACUGUGCUCGAACUUGGGGCUGGGACCGGAAUUACCAGCAUCGUUGCUGCAACACUGGCCAAAAGGGUUUAUUGCACAGAUGUGGGGCAGGAUCUCCUGAGCAUGUGUCAACACAAUGUGACAUUGAACAGACACCUGCUGGGUCCUGCAGGUGAUGGAGUACGAGUGCGUGAACUUGACUGGCUGGGAGACGAGCUCGGCACAGAGGCUGAAACGGAGUUCAGUUGGACAGAGGAAGAUGUGGCUGACCUGCAUGACCAUGCAACCCUGGUGAUGGCAGCAGAUGUGUGCUAUGAUGAUGAGCUUACCAACGCCCUCUUCCGAACGAUAUACAGGCUCACCAGCCACUUCCGCAACCCGAGCACCGUUUACCUGUCCGUUGAAAAAAGGCUGAAUUUCACACUUCGGCGCUUGGACGUGUCCUGCGAGGCGUAUGACCACUUCCGCCGUUGCCUGGACGACCUGCAGGACAUCGCCGAUGGCAAAACCAGGUUCACGGUGGAGCGGGUUGCCCCUCAGUUCCCCCAGUUCUUCUACUAUGAGCGCAUAGAGCAGCUGGAGCUGUGGAAGGUCAUGGCAUCUCCCCUUUAAGGCAGUACCUUUGGGACGGCUGCAGAUAGAUGCUUGUAUUGCCCAUACAAGCUCGGAGAUGGAAAGUUCUGGAACUUUUCUACACUAGUGAAUACCAAUUCUAAACCACCAGGAAGGUCAAUGCUUUAUAAGUUGUGUGUGUUUUGUUUACAGGGGGUUUCUUUUAAAAUAUGUUUUUUUCUAUUACAAGAUGUUUUCUAAGCAAAUAUAUACAGUAACUUCAUUCAUAAAAGCAGAGGUAAAAAGUCCAGGGGUCAGAAAGUAAACGGCCUGUCAUGAGUUUCUUCCACCCAUGAACUCAGCCACCUGAUUUCACUAAUUAGUUCUACCUAUUGGCUGAAGAAUUAUUCUAAUUAGCAAAUCCAGGUGACUUGAACUAAAUACUGGGGAGGACUUUCCAAACCUGGAUUUUCCACCUCUGCAUAAAAGACCCACGCUCAUUGUCCAGUUAAGAUGACACUAUCAUUUAAAAUGAAGAUUUCAGCCAGUGUGCCGCCUUCAUAUGCCGUUAGCUGCCUGCAGUCCUGUGGCAGUAUUCUAACAGCGAGUGUGUAUACGGUCAUCAGCAUACAAGCACCGUUUUUCUGUCGAAGAAAUUGAAUCGGCAUUGAAGCUUUAGCCUCAAAAUAUCUGAAAUGGGCUGAGUGUGGAUUUUUUUAUUAUUAUUUUAUUACAGUCGCAGAAUGUCCUCACACCCUCCCCUCUGGUAUAAUGUGAUUAAGGGAUGCUUUCUUCAGCAGGAUUCACAAUAGAUGCUGAAACCAGACAAUUCAGGAAACAAAUAUAUAGUUUUAGCAGGCACCUGAAGUUUUCCUUUCUCCUGUAAAAGAAGUGUGAAUUUGUCUAACAGAGUGUGGCUUUAUUUUAUUUGUAUAAAAUUUUUUCCAAAAAAAAAAAAUAUAUAUAUAGGAAUUGCAACAAGGUUUGGUAUUACAGUGAAUGUGACAUUUUAAAUAUUUUUAAAUUUACAUGGUUAAGCCAUAUAUUAAUAAAUAAAGAGUUAAUACAUUAA